This is a messenger RNA of Patella vulgata (common limpet), 3885 nucleotides long. RefSeq names its product protein smoothened. NCBI's taxonomy places the organism in Eukaryota, Metazoa, Mollusca, Gastropoda, Patellidae. The transcript has 11 exons. Gene Ontology annotation, molecular function: transmembrane signaling receptor activity; patched binding. Gene Ontology annotation, cellular component: plasma membrane; cilium; dendrite. Gene Ontology annotation, biological process: smoothened signaling pathway; central nervous system development; commissural neuron axon guidance. The record is from RefSeq and is a predicted model, not a curated record. Bases 946 to 3441 code for a protein of 831 amino acids.
UAUAGUUGCAUAUUUAAAAUAAAUUUCAAUUCGUUCGUUCGUUUCUGGAGUUUUACGUCCACUUCCACCUAAGGUGAUAUCGUAGACAUCAUAAAUAAAUAGAUUUCAAAGUGCUGGAAUGUAAUUAUACAGUUAUACACCACAGAUGAUAACUUUACAAGUGACAAAGGGAAUUAUGGUUUAUUGAACAUUACACUAGGAUUAUUUAAAAUAUAAGACCACUAUUGCAAUGAAAUAAAAGUGUGGUAUAAACAGUUCUAUACCACAGGGAAUAACUUUAAAAGAUGCCAUUAUAGUUGGAUACUUUAAAAGAUGCCAUUAUAGUUGGAUAUUUAAAAUAUAUACCCCAGUGUAUCAGUUGUAUACCACAGAUGAACAUUGUGGAGUAAAAGGGAAAUAUAGUUUAUUGGACAUUACACUAUGAUAUUUAAAAUAUAUACCAUGCCCAGUGUUGUAAUGAAAUAUAUAUAUGGUAUUUACACUUAUAUAUCACAGAUGAUAAUAUUAAAAGAGACCACCACAGUUAAUUAAAGGGACAAAUUAUAAACAUUGUUGAAUUAGAAGAAUAUCAUCCAAUAUACUAGUAUAUUUUUAGUAUGAUAAUGUUGUUUUGUUAUAUGAUAAACUAUUAUCUUGAACACUAUUUAUAAAUGUGUGAAAUAUCAGUGUACAGUGUUCAUAUUACAUCUAAAAAGACAACUGUUUUAAAUGAUUAACCCUUCUAAAGUCUAUGGAUAUACAGCGGACUAUGGCAGGCUACAAUUAUGACGUGUGCUUGAUUGGUUGUAUUUCAAAUGAGCCUACACAAUAUUGCUAUAAUUUUCUAGUUUUGAAGAAGUUUCGGCAUUUGGAUCAGACCAAUGAAAUAUUGGAGUAAUCUAAGACAGUUUUUUAUUUGAACACCCACAAAAUUUUGACAGCAUCCUUGUGAACAUUCCGCUCAACAUGGCAAUAGAUAUCUACAAUCAAAGAUGGAGCAAUAAUGCUUUAUUAUUUUUGUGCCUUUUUCUCCAAUUUCUGCAGACGACAAGUGUUGAACCCGGACCUCAGUGCUUCCAAAAUAAUUCAACAUGUAUACCAAUUACUGUAAAACUCUGUCUAGGAGCAUCCUUGCCUAUUGAAAAUACUUCCAUUUCAUUGGCUGCCGAUUCGAACUCACUCGAGGAGAUUUACGAAAAACUGAAAUUAUGGAGUGGAUUAGAGAACGCCCCCCAGUGUUGGCAAGUUGUUCAGCCGUUCUUGUGUUCCGUCUAUUUGCCGAAAUGUGACGCAGAAAAUGAGAAGGUCGAGCUGCCGAGCAGAGAGCUUUGUGAGAGAACACGGGAGCCAUGUAAAAUUGUGGAAUCUUUUCAUAAUGGUUGGCCGGAGUUUUUACAGUGUGAUCAACCACAUUUUGUCACUGGUUGUACAACUGAUACAUAUGAAGGAUUAAACUUCAAUACAUCCGGAAGAUGUGAAUAUCCGUUGAUAUUAACAGAGAAUAAAGAUAGUUGGUUUACGGAUGUACCUGGUUGUGGAAUACCAUGUCAGAAUCCACUGUUUAGUCAACAAGAACACGAUGAAGUCCAUGCUUUUAUAGCUGUAUUUGGUUGUAUAUGUCUUGUCUGUACCUUGUUCACUGUGUUAACUUUUAUAAUAGAUUGGAAGAAUGCCAGUCGUUAUCCAGCUUUAAUAUUGUUUUAUAUCAACGCCUGUUUCUUCGUGGGAAGUAUCGGAUGGUUGGCACAGUUUGCUGGUGAUGCCAGACAGGAUAUCGUCUGUCGCUCUGAUGGAACAGCUAGAAUGGGAGAACCGAGAUUAGGGUCAGGAUCGACGUCAUGUACAAUAGUAUUUUUAAUGGUGUAUUAUACGAUGAUGGCAGGAGUGAUAUGGUUCGUAAUGUUAGCGUAUUCCUGGCAUCUCACCUUUAAAUCAUUGGGAACACCUACAGAUUAUCUGUCGAGUAAAACAGCUUACUUUCAUCUCAUCAGUUGGCUACUACCACUAGUAUUAUCUAUAAUAUGUCUUUCUAUGUCAGAGAUUGAUGGUGAUAGCUUGAGUGGUAUAUGUUUUGUGGGGUAUAUGAAACAUGGUAUAAGAGCAGGGUUUGUUUUAACACCUAUAGCUGUUGUAUUAAUAACAGGUCUCUUCUUCCUCUUGAAAGGUUUGAUAACUCUGAUCAAGAUACGUAAAGAGGCGAACAUAUUUAUUAGUCCUAAAGCUACGUCCAAAAUCAGAGAAACUAUAUUAAGACUAGGUAUAUUUUCAUGUUUAGCGUUGUUUUUUGUCUUGGUAACAUUUUCCGUCCAUGUGUAUACGUUUGCCAAUGAGAAUUUAUGGCGUGAAAGUUAUACAUCUUAUUAUAAAUGUAAAGCCAAUGUAACAAUCGCACAUUCAGAUAAUUCUACAGAAUCCUGCCAUAUUGAAAAUCAUCCAAGUAUUGUUGCCAUGGAAAUACAUAUUUUUGCAUUUUUUGGUGCUGGUAUCGUAAUGAGUUCCUGGUCUUGGAAUAAAUCUACUCUCUCCUCAUGGGAAAGAUUUCUCCGAAUGGUUUUCCGCAAGCCGUCCAAUAAACCAGUCAAGUUAAAGAAACAUAAAAUGAUCGCGCAGGCGUUUGAGAAACGUAGAGAUGUCAAUAAUGGUCGUAUGUCUAUAAGUUUUCACAGUACACAUGAUGAUCCAUUAGGUAUGAAGUUUGAUCUAGACAGUGCCAGUAGUCACGACAUGUCAUCAAACUUUGCCGCUGCCAUGCCAAAAUUAGUACGACGGCGUGGUGGGUUGAUACACCCAGUGGCUGGAACAGGCAGAAGAUACUCAGAUUCAGAUGUUCAAUCAGUCUGUUCUCGACGAAUGUCUACAGAUUCACAACUUGGUAUUGGACCAUCAUUAGCUGAAUUUGUUGCCUUAGUGAACGAAAAGGGUGAUUUAAAAAAGAAGAAGAAAAAGAAGCGUAGAAGGUCCAAAAAUAAUAAAAUACAACCGAAAGUGGAAUUAAAAAAUAAUAAAACAGACAAAUACGACAGUGAUACGUCACUCAGAAGUCAAAUGUCCACACACAAUGUUCAAUUCUCGUUCGAACGUCGGAGUAUUGAUGCUUUAUCUCUGGCAUCCAGUGUUCAGAUCCCCUCGGAUAUCGAAGAUAUAGACAUGCCCCCGGAAACAAUCAGAAAUCCAAGAGAUGUUCCGAAACCGAAAUACGAUAUUUUUACCGCUAGUAAAUUCCUUCCAGAGAGUAAAGAAGUCUCUAAAUUUAGUCGUCAUUUACAAACAGUAAAUCAAAAACUUUCCGAUUUGAAAAUAGAAAUGACGGACACAAAUUUUUUCCAGGGGUUAUCUAAUCACAGUGGAAAAACCUCCAAUUUUACCAAACGUACAAAACGAGAGUCAAAAACAAAACAGCCGCCAAAAGUUCAUGAAUCUCGACUUAAUGUGGAGCCGGAAUUAGAAUCAUUGUCAGAUUAAGGACUGUAGCGACGAGGAUUCAUCUGUGUGACGAUGCAUUCUUUUGUUAAAAUAUUUAAAAUCUAUUGUUACAAGUUCUGGGGAAAUCCCCCUUUUGAGAUACUGUGUAGCUGGCUAGUGAAUAGACUGUAGCAAUAAGGAUUCAUCGUUGUGACAGAGGCAUUCUUUUGUUAAAAGAUUUAAAAUCUUUUGUUACAACUUCUGGGGAAAUCCCUUUUUUGAGAUACGGUGUAGCUGGCUAGUGAAUAGACAUAUGAAUUUGUUUGAGUGAUAAGCAUAUCGUUUUGUUAAGAUUUUAAACUUAUUGUUAACAGUUCUUGGGAAAUCCCCUUUUUGAGAUACUGUGUAGCUGGCUGGUAAUGUGUCUUUAAAAUAGAGACAGGAAUUUGUCUGAGUGAUGGAUGUAUUGUUUUAAUCUGUUGUUAAAAAUUCUAGGGAAACCCC